Momordica charantia (bitter melon) is the source of this 3229-nucleotide messenger RNA. RefSeq names its product Pentatricopeptide repeat (PPR) superfamily protein. Gene Ontology annotation, biological process: RNA modification. The record is from RefSeq and is a predicted model, not a curated record. NCBI's taxonomy places the organism in Eukaryota, Viridiplantae, Streptophyta, Magnoliopsida, Cucurbitales, Cucurbitaceae. Gene Ontology annotation, molecular function: zinc ion binding; RNA binding; protein binding.
CGGUGCGUUUAGAGCUCGCUUCGUCGUCCUCGGAAGCAGAACAAGGGAUUGUAAUUCUGGGCGACCGUUGACCAACGGCUAUGCGAAUCGUUCGCGCCAAUUUACGAACUUCCAAAAUUUUGCCACUGUCAUUCGAAUUCUCGCUCUCUGUUCUACGCACUAGCAGUUCUUUGAUUUCCUCGAAUUUGUAUGUUUGUUUGUCUAAAAAUUUCUCUGUGUUGACCACUCCCUCUUACAAUUCUUUGCUUUCUCUCCAUCUAAGAAACGGAAGAAUCGAUGAAGCCCGAUCGUUAUUCAAUAAGAUAUCGUCGCCCGGUGUUAGCCUAUACACAAUGAUGAUUGCGGGUUAUGCCGAAAAGGGUAGGCUUGACGACGCCCUGAUACUGUUCGAUGAAAUGCCUGUAAAGGAUCUGAUUUCUUGGAAUUCUAUGCUCAAAGGGUGUCUCAACUGCGGGGACUUGAGUAUGGCCUGGAACAUGUUCGACAAAAUGCCUGAAAGGAACGUUGUGUCUUGGACGACUAUUAUCGAUGGGCUGCUGGAGUUUGGGAGAGUUGAGAUUGCUGAGCGUUUGUUCUGGGAGAUGCCCACAAGGGACGUAGCUGCUUGGAAUUCUAUGAUUCAUGGAUAUUUUAGUAAUGGUAGAGUUGAAGAUGCGUUUGAGUUGUUUGAGAAAAUGCCUUUGCGGAAUGUGAUUUCAUGGACUUCAAUGAUUGGUGGGCUUGGCCAGAAUGGAAAGAGUUUUGAAGCUCUACUUAUUUUCCAGAAAAUGUUGACUUCCUUUGUCAAACCCACUCCAAGCACAUUGGCCUGUGUAUUGACAGUUUGUGCAAAUAUGUGUGCUUUGUUCUUGGGUGUUCAGAUUCAUGGUCUAAUUGUUAAGACUGGUUAUUGCUUUGAUGAAUAUAUAUCUGCUUCCCUUAUAACAUUUUAUGCCAACUGCAAGCUAAUAGAGAAUGCUUCUGACAUUUUCAAUGAUAAUUUACGCAGAAAUGUCGUGGUUUGGACGGCUCUUUUGACGGGAUAUGGAUUAAACUGUAAGCACGAAAAUGCGUUGCAGGUUUUCAAGGGCAUGAUGAGAAUAUGUGUAAUUCCUAAUCAGUCUUCUCUUACUAGUGCACUCAACUCAUGUUGUGGAUUAGAGGCUGUUGAUAGAGGCAGGGAAGUUCAUACUGUGGCCCACAAGCUAGGCUUGGAAAAUGAUAUCUUUGUCAGUAAUUCUCUUGUUGUCAUGUAUACUAAAUGUGGAUACAUUUAUGAUGGGGUUGCUGUUUUCACAAGAAUGUCUAUAAAGAAUGUUGUGUCCUGGAAUUCUAUUAUUGUUGGAUGUGCACAACAUGGUUUUGGGAUGUGGGCUUUGACUCUCUUCGCUCAAAUGAUUCGUGCAAGGGUCGAUGCAGAUGAAAUUACACUCGUGGGACUACUUUCUGCUUGCAGCCAUUCUGGGAUGCUAACAAAAGGUAGGUGCUUUUUCAAGCAUUUUGGUGAAAAUUUAUGUAUUGAGAUGACAGAUGAGCACUAUGCUUCUAUGGUCGAUCUCUUAGGCCGAUGUGGCCGAUUGGAAGAAGCAGAAGCAUUGAUUCUUAACAUGCCUAUUAAAGCAAACUACAUGGUGUGGCUUGCAUUGCUUAGCAGUUCCACCAAGCAUUAUAAUGUGGAUGUAGCUGAAAGGGCAGCAAAAUGUCUGUUGGAUCAACAACCGAACUGUAGUGCUGCUUAUAUAUUACUCUCAAAUUUAUAUGCUUCUACAGGCAAAUGGAAUGAAGUUUCCAGAGUAAGGAAAAAGAUGAAAGAUGAUGGAAUUUUAAAACAACCUGGAAGUAGCUGGAUUACAAUUAAGGGAGUCAGGCACGAUUUCCUUUCAGGGGAUCGGUCGCAUCCAUUAAGCAGAAAGAUAUACCAAAAACUGGAAUGGCUAGGUGGGAAGUUGAAGGAACUGGGUUAUGUGCCUGAUCCUAAAUUCUCCCUACACGAUGUUGAGACAGAACAAAAGGAAGAGAUGUUGUCUUAUCAUAGUGAGAGGCUCGCUAUUGGGUUUGGAUUAAUCAGUACAGUUGAGGGUAGCACAAUAACAGUUAUGAAAAACCUCCGUGUCUGCGGCGAUUGCCAUAAUGCCAUCAAGCUUAUAGCAAAAGUUGUUGGCCGUGAAAUCGUUGUAAGAGACUCUAGCCGCUUUCAUCACUUUCAUAGCGGAACUUGUUCUUGUGGAGACUACUGGUAGAAGUAUGGUGGUUCGAACUUUAUUUUGAUAAUGAAUUCCAUAAUGAAAAAACAUCAUGCUUACAUGAAAGGGGAAGAAACAACAUUAUCAACUAUAAACCACUUUGAGAGUCCAUCUGUAUGAAGCAGAAGUGCAGAACAGAAAACCGAAAUACAAAUAUUAAGUACCUUCUAGCACUUUAGCCUAGAGUUUGAAAGAUGGACAUAAAGGAAGAACACCAAGAGCACAUCUGGGCUGUUGUUCUUAAUAAGGGAAAGCUUCUAAUUGAGACUGUCUCAAAGAGUAAAGAGAGUGGGUCGUGAAAUGAAACGCAUGAAGAACAACGAGAAUUAGAAGGAGUAUUCCCUCAGAAAAACCCAAAUUCCUCAAAUAUUCUCUCAGACUGCUACAUUCACUUUUUGGAUAGCCCUCUUGAUAUUGGCAUUGCUUCUGAGUUCUGACAAAAACUCGCAGUCCAAGGAAGAAGUAGGUGGAAUGAUAUUGGGAAUCAGAGAACUGAAAAUCAAGAAAAGGUAUACUUUUUUCCCGGGGAAGUGAAAUGACCGCAAUGCAGAAGGGAGUUGAGGGAUUGGAAAUGGAAGAUAGGGAUGAAACAGAGGGAUCUGAGAAAUGGAAGCAGAGAUGUAUUUCUAAUGACUUUGGCUGCUGCGUUGUGCCUCAGCUUCCAGAUGGCUACGAAAGAUAGAAGAAACUAAGUGCCGACUGCUUUUGUGUGCAAUUUGGUCUUCUUCAAGGCUCGUUUCAGCUUUUUGACGAGUGAAAGUGCAUAUAUAAUCGCAGUUCUUCUCACAGAGAUCACAAUUGACGAUUCUACUUUCCAUCUGUAACAAACAAUGAAUUAGAAAUGGUUUGGAAUUGAUUCUCUCCCAAUAUUGGUUAUGCUUUUAGGGGUGGAAAAAACCUUUUCACUCAAAUCUCGACUGGCAAAUGCAUUAUUUGUAUGUGUUUGAGAAAAUGGUCCCCAACUCACUGUAGUAAUCUUGAUGUAGUGGAGACUGCAACAAUAUAAG